GUUGAUGGCAGCGAGGUCCUGUGGCGACAGCCGAACCGAAGGCACGGUUCCUGUGUCGCUCGGGGUCUGGCGGCUGCUGCUCGUGGGCUCUUGCCUGUUUGAGGCUGCUUCGUCCGCGUUUUUGGAAGGACAGCUGAGGGUCCAGGUGGAGGAAGCCACAGGAUUUCACAAAUAAAUUCUGCAUCAAGCCCACGACUUCUGUGAGGUCUCCACUUGCCCUUAUGGACAGGCUCCAUCCAUGGCAGGGGUUCAAGCAUAUUUGAGCCACUGCCUAGUGGCUCACAGGCCUGAGCUCUAAGAGGAUGGGGACCCGCGGCCCAGCGCCAUGAGGACGAGCCGCUGCAGCCACCUGCCGGGAGUCCCUCCGGAGUGCCCGCGCCCACCAGCCCCUGAUGGCAAGAGCCUGGCCAGCAGCAGCGGGGGCCUGGCCAGCAGCUGUCCCCAGUAUGUCAUGCAGGUGUCCUCCAAGGACGGGCAGCUGCUCUCAUCCGUCGUGCGGACCCUCGCCGUGCAGAGCAGCCCCUUCAAUGACCGUCCCAUCUGUAGGAUCUGCCACGAGGGCAGCAGCCACGAGGAGCUGCUGUCCCCCUGCGAGUGUACGGGGACCCUGGGGACCAUUCACCGCAGCUGCCUGGAGCACUGGCUCUCGUCCUCCAACACCAGCUACUGUGAGCUCUGCCACUUCAGGUUUGCAGUGGAGCGCAAGCCCAGGCCGCUGGUGGAGUGGCUGAGGAACCCGGGCCCCCAGCACGAGAAGAGGACUCUCUUUGGGGACAUGGUGUGCUUUUUGUUCAUCACCCCGCUGGCGACUGUCUCCGGCUGGCUGUGCCUGCGAGGAGCCGUGGACCACCUGCACUUUAGUAGUAGGCUAGAAGCUGUCGGCCUCAUUGCACUCACUGUGGCACUCUUCACUAUUUACCUCUUUUGGACCCUAGUGUCGUUCAGGUACCACUGUCGGCUGUACAACGAGUGGCGUCGGAACAAUCAGCGGGUGAUGCUCCUCAUCCCAAAGUCUGCCAACGUCCCCUCCACCCAGCAGUCCCUGCUGGGCCUGCAGCCCCUCAAAAGGAGCUCAAAGGAGACAGUUGUUUGAUUUGGGGCAGAUCUGAGCAGGAGCCGUGCACUAAAGAUGUUUUUUCUCAGACUUGCUGGGGUCAGGCAGCAUCCAGUGCCCAGGAACAUGCUAUUUGAAUUUACAGACUGACUGCAGAGGGAUAAAUCACUGCUCGAGUUCAAGUCAUGGGUGCUGCAGUCAUUUGUGACAUUUGCUAAGCUGCCAAAUGUGUUUAGUUAGCAGGGACCCUAUGGAUUCUGCAAAUAUGUUAAUUGUUGCAUCAUCAAGCGAUGCAAAUUUUUUUAUUGUUUAAAGUAUUAAACUAUGGUAAUUAACAAUGCAAAACAGGUUUAAAAAGUGCUUUGUUUUUAUGAUUUCUUGUUCCUACAGUACUAGUUCUUUAGGCAGCUGGACAGCAACCAGUACUUCUUUCUGCUUCCUAAGGCACAGCAAUGGCAUUUCCUCAUUUGAUUUUAUCUGCAGGUCCAUUAUACCAAUGUUUUCGUUAUUAAAAUAUGUGCGCAAUGAGUUCUACAAAUUGGCACAUUAUUUAAAUGCUACAAAGUGAUUAGGAAAUUAUCUUACCCAUUUCCUAUUUGGCAGGGAAGGUCUGAGAGGAAGAUUCUUCAGUUACGAAUCGAGCAUGCGCAAGAGAAAAAUUAGACAAAUUGCAAUAAUCUUCCUAUCAAAAGUAUUACAGUACAUAGCACUCAGGAAAAAAAAAAAACAAACCUUUUCCAUGCAGAAGCAACAAAUUAGGCACCACAUUCUCCACUGAAGUGCACAUUCUGCUGGUGUGAAUUCAAACUUAGCCAAUUUACCCUGCACUUACACCAAGCUGAAUUUAACUCCACAGCUUACUUUUGUAUAGGGAAAGCUCUGCAUACAUAAUGAAUGAGAUCAUCAGAUAAGUUUUAGGAAGCAGGGACUCAUCUUGCAUGAAGAAGAGCAUUAUCUUAGAGCAGCAGAAACUCCAGCUUGACAGGUAGGAUUUGGCAGAGCUUGUGCAAAUCCUGACCUCUCAUGGUUGCACUGAAGCACCUUUUAAAAUAUUUGACACACAGCCCUCUAUGGUGACCAAAUUGAAUUUGGAGUGUAGAAACCAGACCUUAUUCCUGGGUGACUUUAUCUACUUCCCCUUGGUUUUAUGCCCAAAUCAUUCAGCAAUUCUUCACUCCCAGAAGAUAUGCACUUAUGUAGACAGACUUACUUAAAAUAACUACACAAAAUCUCAUUACCAAAUGCUGCCAGAAUGAGAAAUUGAUACAAAGCCCCUCUGAACAGAUGAAUUUCUUAGAAAUGUGCUUGGACGGCAAUACCAACAGGUGCUUUGUUUUCCAAACCCCGCAGGAACUGAAAAUCAAAAGGAAGACAUAGCAGGAAGGCUAAUAAUUUGUUACUCAUAAAGUUGAAGGUAUUAUGGGUAUUUACCAUCAGACAAGAAGUUAUUUGAUGUUUUGUGUGUGCUCUGUGCGGGGAAAAACAGCUUAGUACACAAAGCCAAAUCUGUUAAGUUUCUUUAUUCUGUCUGUGGACCAGUCUAGCUGUGAGCAUGUUAUUUAACAAUGUUCUUUGUAACUGCCAGUCAUGGGGAUAGGAGAAUCAUGGGGAUAUAAAGCAAUAACAGCCUCAUUCCAACAGAAAGCUGCUUACACAACAAGCCAAGGUGUGUAAGAAAAUCAUGAACCUGCAGAUCUGCACUCAUCAGUCUGACAACAAGGCUGGGGUUGGUCAUGUGUGGCUGUGAAUAACUGCUUCUCUUCCAGGGAAAAUUAUACGAGGCUCCAAAGGGAUGGAUAUCACAAAAUCUGUGAUAGCCUAAAACCUGUAGUGCUUAUUUAUUUAUUUUUUUUUAUACCUCUUCCCAAAGGUAAAUAACUAUUUAGAUGGAAGACUGAACAUGCACUUAAGCAGAGUUUCUAGGUAGGAAAAAAUCUGCUGGCCAGGGGCCCAGAAGUAAAGCAAAUCUGGGUGGGUCAGGAUGCUGUCAGACAGUGUUUUAAUGCCUACACACAUACUUUAGGUAAUCUUUCUUCCAACCUCUGUUACUGCUUCUCCUUCUUUGGGAGAUACUCCAGAAAGAGUUGUUAUUCUUAGUACUGCUGUUGGGUUUGUUUCAUAAAACCAAAAAUUAGGGUGAUAAGGAAUUAAAUAAAGGGCACAACAUUCAGGGAAACAUUUAUUCAAGCGAAGCUGCAAGGUCUAUGCACAGAGAUCAGCACAGUGACUUGGCCCAGCUCACCUGUGUUAUUUCAAAAUUUUUUUUUUUUUUUUUUGGUGCAAAUGCAGUUUCAUUCAUCUGAAGAAGGCAUAUUGAAGCAGACAGAAGGAACAAGUAUGGUCCAGUUUAGCACAUGCACGACUCAUCCUGUUUCUGUGCUUGAUGCAGCAGCACAGCAGAACUGUCUGGUGAAGUCAGCAGCAGUAGUGUCCCAUGGAUUUUCUUGAGGAAAAAAAAGUGUCAGGAAAGAUCCAGUUGGACAUCAUUGCAUUAAAAACAUGGAAAAAAAGCAUACUUACAUUUUUCCUCGUUUUUCCUAAAACACAAGAUCUGGGAGGUGAGAGACAUUACUCCUUAAUCCCGCUUCUGUUCUAAAGCUUUACAGACAGAAGAAUCUGCCAGAUGGGAGUCGAUUUUUUCCUUCCACAUGUUGACGCUGUUGCUGCCACACCAAGCCCAAACUUCCAUAAAAACUGGAUCAUUACAGCAAAUAUUCCACAACAGCAGCAAUACCCAUUUCUGUCUGAAUAGAAGUGAAAGACAAAACUAACCACAGUAGAAGCCAUGGCGAGCACAGCUCCUGACAAUAUAAUGACACCUUUGUUAUGCUCUCCUUACAAAACAAAAUUAAUUAAAGAACAUAAUUAAUGAAAGGAUGAGUGACCACUUUUUUAUUUUUUUUAAAUGUCACUCAACUUCCCUCUUAGCAACUUUAUGCUUUCUUCUCAUACAGCUGACCUUGUCAUUUACAUUCCUUUUCCAGAUAAGGAGUUAUACAGAAGGAACAGUACUCAACACUAUUUGAGUCAUUAUUUUAAGUUGCAAGUGAUGAAAGCAGCCCAUUCAGAUUCGGUGUGAUGAGUGCAAUGCAAAAAAAAGUGAGGAAGUUUUACUUUUUUUUACAUAGUCUUUCCCCUGCAGGACUUGGCUAUCACAUUACAUGAAGAUUUAGAAAUACCACAGCAUUCUGUUCAGCAGGAAGGAAGUCACAGCAGAAGCAGUUAUUAAAAAUACUUCAGUUUUUGGUAUUGUUUAGGGGUUUUUUUUUUCAUUACUCAGCUGUACAGUUCUGCCAGACUGAGACCUCACAAUGUCAUUUGCAUUUCAUUUAUUAAACCCAGCUUUGCACCAAUACAAAGUCACACAGGGCAAAAGUGACAACUCUGCAUAAAGGGACCCGGAGCCAAUAUAUGCAACUGGCCUUUGAUGCAAUGGGCACCAUCAGAAAGAGGUAUGAGAAUAGAUAUUGGGACAGACUCAUGCACUAAGAGAGCUAAAGAAGCUCUCCCUUUGAAAAAAAAACCCAAACCUGUUAAUAAUUAAAUGUCUUUGCUUGUUACUUUUUGUGAGCCGGCGCUUCAUUUAAUUGGUUGAUUAAAGAAGCAUUUUCCUUGCAAGCAGAA
Corvus hawaiiensis (hawaiian crow) is the source of this 4678-nucleotide messenger RNA. RefSeq names its product membrane associated ring-CH-type finger 3 (gene MARCHF3). The transcript is spliced from 6 exons. NCBI's taxonomy places the organism in Eukaryota, Metazoa, Chordata, Aves, Passeriformes, Corvidae. Gene Ontology annotation, biological process: protein ubiquitination. Bases 326 to 1093 code for a protein of 255 amino acids. Gene Ontology annotation, molecular function: zinc ion binding; ubiquitin-protein transferase activity. The record is from RefSeq and is a predicted model, not a curated record.